UAAUGGUGGGGCUACAUUAGCGGGCGAAGAUUCGUGUCGUGUUGGCGCGAAAAACAUCGUGUAUCGGGCAUACACGAUGUUCUUGUCUACAUUUAGCGGCGAAGAUUCAUAUAACGGACUGCGACGAUUAUUCGUUUGUGUGUUGUUUAGCCGUGCGGACGAAAAUAUGGAGGAAGCAGUAGCGUUGCAUUAUAUGUCAGUAAAUUAUUAUUAUUUAUUACACUUGUACGGGUAUCAGGUACAAAGUAAUAUGAAUAAGAGAAGAAGGAGGAGAUGGUGGAUGACUACUAUUCAUAGAAACCGAACGAUGUAAGUGUGCAGCACAAUUUUUACAACACGUCACGCUAAAAUAAUACUUGAUAUAAUGUUUCUAUUUUGCCUUUUUCUGCAUUAGACCUUAAGUGGUGUGAGUAUAUAAUAAUAAUUUUUACAUUUUUUUCUUAUUUACAGAACAGGAAUGGAACGUUUGUUAUCUGAGCUAACCGCAGAGUCCGGUAUAGAAUUCCCUGGAUUUUUACGUAUGUCGACAUCUGACUUUGAAAUACUACUACAAAAGCUCGCACCACUAAUCACCAAAAAAGAUACAAAAUUCAGAAAAGCAAUUCCUGCAAAAGUGCGAUUGGCAAUAACACUACGUUAUCUGGCGACAGGAGAUGAUUUUCGAAGCCUUCAUUAUCUUUUCAAAAUAUCUCAUCAACUCAUUUCCAAAAUAGUACAUGAAGUGUGUGCAAGUAUUUUGAUCGUUUUGAAAGACGAAGUUAUGAUGCCUUCAAACGAAGAAGAAUGGCUACAAAAAGAAACUGAGUUCCAUGAUAUCUUUCCACAUUGUAUUGGAAGCAUUGAUGGAAAACACGUGCAAAUUUUAUCACCCAUUCACAGUGGAACUGAAUUUUAUAAUUAUAAACAUACAUUUAGCAUUGUCCUCAUGGCUUUGGUAGAUAAGAAAUAUCGGUUUCUGUAUGCAGAUGUUGGUUGCCAAGGGCGAAUUAGUGAUGGUGGAGUGUUUAGAAAUACCGCAUUAUUCGAAAGAUUAGAAAGAAAUGCUCUAAAGAUACCAGCUCCUUCGGUGCUUCCCGGUACUGAUUUCAUCAUGCCGUUUGUAUUUGUAGCGGACAACGCGUUCCCGUUACAAACACACAUCAUGAAGCCAUACCCUGGAGAUCAUCCAGAAGGCAGUAUUAAAAGAAAAUUUAACACGCAACUGUCAAAAGCCCGUAUAGUUGUAGAAAAUGUGUUUGGAAUUAUGUCUGCGGUAUUCCGCGUACUUAGGAAGCCGAUUGCACUCCAACCAGAUCGCGCCUCUAAUGUUGUAAUGUCUUGUAUAUUACUACACAACUUCUUAAGAAACAGUUCAUCUUCAAAUAAUAUAUAUAUACCACCAGGUUUUGCGGACACUAUUACAAAUGGACAAGUAGUUCCAGGUACAUGGGGAAAUGAGCAACAAGAAGAAACUGCGUUGCGCCCUUUUCCAGCGGUAGCUAGACGGAGCGGUCUUUUACCUACACAGAUCAGGGACCAGUUCGCUCAAUAUUUUUUCAGUCAAUAAAAAUAGUCUAAGCAACAAAAAAAGCAAAACUCCCAUUUUCUUUGUUUUUACAUUGUUUAUAACUUUUGCACUUUUUAUCAGUGCCUUUUCGAAUUUUUUCUUAAACUUUCUACAUAUUUUUCCGAAUCAAAUGACACCUUCAUCGUAAUUUUCGGAGACUAUACUCAGAUUUCACCCAAAAAGCUACAUGUUGCUUAGACUAAAAGUAUGUUUUUAUUUUUGUGAAGUCACACUGUGGAAUGUGAAUAAAUAUAAGAUAUAAUAAAUAGGCGUGUUUCAUUAUUUACCUGUGUAUCGAUAGUCCGGCGACAAUCAUAUAUUGGCUGAAGAAAACUGUUCAUAGCCGAAAAGCCGAACCAAUUUGUUUGAUAUAUGUCGUCGGUGCCAGCGCCUGACCUCAUUGAUUUCUUUAUUUUAUUGAGAUGAGCUCUGUAGUACGACAUCAAAGAAUCUUUUUUCCUCUUCAUUUCUUCUAUUGUGGUAGGCCAACUGAGCCUAUUUUGAAUUCUCGUCCACGCAUCAUGUACCAAAUGCUUCUUUUUGUGGUCUGGGUUACUAGGAUUCCAUAUAAUAUUUUCUGUUUCAUAAAACUGAAUGAACUCCAACACUUUUUCGUUAUUCCACUCCAUCGUACAGUGUACAAAACACCUAGGCCAAAUAUAGUUUAUCUCUGCAAAACAUACGCACGUCCGUCUCGCUUCAAAGUCUGGACGACCCUGAAGUAACGCAGGUGUAGCCAGACAUGCGAAUAUUGUCGCGAUAAGUCCCUUUGAUGCGUGCUAGUUUACCGACAGCGACCCGAUGUUACGUCGUCUUCGCCCGAAUACACCGCGUUGUAA
Molecule: messenger RNA, 2385 nt
Organism: Acanthoscelides obtectus
Lineage: Eukaryota; Metazoa; Arthropoda; Insecta; Coleoptera; Chrysomelidae
Source: the annotation of a GenBank genome assembly